Messenger RNA from Archocentrus centrarchus (flier cichlid), 2224 nucleotides. It is a transcript of the gene fnta, whose product is annotated as farnesyltransferase, CAAX box, subunit alpha. Bases 247 to 1380 code for a protein of 377 amino acids. Gene Ontology annotation, biological process: protein geranylgeranylation; protein farnesylation. Gene Ontology annotation, molecular function: CAAX-protein geranylgeranyltransferase activity; protein farnesyltransferase activity. Gene Ontology annotation, cellular component: cytoplasm; CAAX-protein geranylgeranyltransferase complex; protein farnesyltransferase complex. The transcript is spliced from 9 exons. The record is from RefSeq and is a predicted model, not a curated record. NCBI's taxonomy places the organism in Eukaryota, Metazoa, Chordata, Actinopteri, Cichliformes, Cichlidae.
UCGACUGUCUGGAAAAUUGACUGGAUGUUUGGACAGACGUCCCUUUUAGUUGUAAUUCAGCCAUUCCCUGAUCAUCAGUUAGUUGAUGGCGGAAUAAAACUGGAAUUAGAUCGCUAAAAAGGCCGACGCAGACUUCUAUAGGACAGAAAAGCUUAAUUUCCCGCAGCACUUAAAGGCAACUUUCCGCCAAACCGGAUGUGAUGUUUUCUUUCUUAGUGGAGCUGCGAUUAAGCUAACUAGUUAGCAAUGUCUAGUGUUGAGGAAAGCUCAGUUGAAUCUGUAGAAGUUAAAGAAGACCAGGAGUUUGAUGUAGAAGCCGGGGAGCUCACCGGGGAUGAAUCUGCUGUUGACCCGACUCGAUAUGUGUUUUACAGAGAUAGAAAAGACUGGGCUGACCUGGAACCUGUUCCACAGGAUGAUGGUCCAAAUCCUGUAGUGAAGAUCGCCUACUCGGAAAAGUUCUCAGAUGUUUACGACUAUUUCCGCGCCCUCCUAAAGAAUGAUGAAAAAAGUGACCGGGCUUUCGCUCUGACAGCAGAUGCCAUCGACCUAAAUGCUGCAAAUUACACAGUCUGGCACUACAGGCGAGUGCUCCUGCAAGCCCUAUCAAAGGACCUGAGGGAGGAGAUGAAGUACAUUACUGGCAUUAUUGAAGAGCAACCCAAAAACUAUCAAGUCUGGCAUCACAGACGUAUGGUGGUCGAGUGGUUGAAUGACCCCUCGGAGGAACUGCAGUUCAUCGCAGACAUUCUCAGCCAAGAUGCAAAGAACUACCACGCCUGGCAGCACAGACAGUGGGUCAUCCAGGAGUACAAACUGUGGGACAACGAGCUGGAGUUUGUGGAGAAGCUGUUGGAAGAAGAUGUGAGGAAUAACUCUGCAUGGAACCAGAGGCAUUUUGUGAUUUCUCACACAACAGGCUUCUCAGAUCAAGUCGUAGUGGAGAGAGAGAUUCAGUAUUGCCUGAACCAGAUCAAGAAGGCUCCCCACAAUGAAAGUGCGUGGAAUUAUUUGAAAGGGAUGCUACAAGACCGAGGUCUGUCAUCUCCGCCAGGUCUGUUGGAGAGGGUGCUGGAGCUGAAGCAGACUCAUUGCUCACCUUACCUUUUAGCAUUUCUCUUUGAUUGCUAUGAGGAUGCCUUAGAGAACAGCGCCCAAAAGGAAAAGGUGGACGAAGAGGAGCAAAAGGAAAGUUUAAGAAAGGGUCUAGAAAUUUGUGAACAACUGGCACAGGAGAAGGACACCAUCCGUAAGGAGUACUGGCAGUUUUUGGGACGUUCUUUGAGGAACAAAUAUGGAAACGACGCUCCCUCUGAUGAGCCGGUGGCCGAAAAUCCCGAGCCAUCGGUCGCGGCAUCUGAGCCGCAGGUGGUUAGCUAGGUCUCCCAAGAGACUCGCACCAUUUCCACUCCCUGCACUGCUUCACCAGUACUGUCUGCAGCAUCAACUACUGAAGCCUGAAAUCUCUGUAAAUUGCUAUAAUGAAUGCAAACCCAUUUUUCACAUAAACAUCUCUCAAAAAAAAGUUUUUGUUUUGUUUGGAGAAUUAAUCUACCUGUGUUUUAACAAAAGGAAGAGAAAUAUAAGUUUGUAAUAACUGGUUACAUGUUGGUCUGUCUUUUUUUUUUUUAAAUGAGAAUAAAACAAGUGUGAGAUGAAAUGCAGCUACAUUCAGAUCCAUCACUUACACAACAUCACAGCUUAUUUCCAAAUCUACAGUGCGCCUUUUAAAUGAGUCACUUUUAUUUUUGUUUUUUUUGGUCCUCUGAACUUUGCAGCCUCUGUAUUGAUGCUCGCAGCCUCAUGUCCGGGCCUCCCUUGGAGCGAGGAAAUGGAUUUACUCCACUAGAUGCAGCUGUUUCUACUUCUGCGGACACUGCAACGUAAUCUGUUCCCUUACAGUUUCUGACCAAGCAGCCAGCGUUCCAGCUGUGUGUAAUUAUAGCUUCUGUACAUCAUUGACAUUAGAGCAACACUGCUUGCGUGGUGUGGUGAACCCUGUGAUCAGCACAUUCACGUCAUCAGCACUUGGCAGGCUGGUGCAGUGCCCGUUCAGAGCGAGAGGAGCCCGGGUUACUUUAUUGCUGCAAUUUAUUGGUGUUCUUUAAACAUGUCACAUGCAGGCAAUCAGGAUACUUCAUUAAUGUGUGUGUGUGGGUGAUUGUGCCUUCAAAAUGUGGCUGUACAAAACAGAUUAAAUGUACAUUAAAAAAAAGAACUAUAG